UCCCACACGGACGGGUUUUGUGUGAACACCCUGUCAGAUAACAGGCCGGACGCUUGACGAAACUUAACUUUUUUUGUUCUUUGUAUACAAAUGUAUUAUUCGUGAUUUAGAUAUGACGGAAAUGUUUUCAACUCUGUUCGGGCAAAACGAAGCUCAGGGACCAGCCGGCUCGUCGUCUCUUGGUUUCGGACCCGGGAAGCCUCCGCCGCCUCUGCCGCAGAACCAGGUCUCCAUGACGGGGCAGAUGCCACCACAGCCCGGGGACGAAGGGCCUCCGCUGCGGAAGCCCGGAGCCAUGAAUGAACCUUUCUACCUGCUGCGGGAGCUUCCUGUGGGAAACGAGCUAACAGGCAACACCAACCUCAUCACGCACUACAACCUGGAGCACUCCUACAACAAAUUCUGUGGGAAGAAGGUGAAGGAGAAGCUCAGCAACUUCCUGCCAGAGUUACCAGGUAUGAUCGACUGUCCGGGCACUCAGGAUGGCAGCUCGUUGCGCUCUCUGAUUGAUAAGCCUCCAGUGUGUGGGAACUCCUUCAGCCCAUUGACAGGCGCUCUGCUCACAGGCUUCAGACUACACACAGGACCACUACCAGAACAGUACAGAUUGAUGCACAUACAGCCCCCAAAGAAGAAGAGCAAACACAAGCACAAACACCAUCGACUACAGGACCCGUUACCACAAGAAACUCCAUCAGACACGGAUCCCAAGAAGAAGAAGAAGAAAAGGGAUGACGAUCCUGACCGCAAGAAAAAGAAGAAAGACAAGAAGAAGAAGAAGAACCGCCACAGUCCCGACCACCCCGGCCUCGCUGGAUCACAACCCAACAGCAACAGCCUCAGAUAGACAGGAGCCCACUGUGUGCAUGCUGGUGUUUGAACGUGUGUGUGACUGUGCAUUUUGUAAGAGGAUGCGUGUGUGUGUGUUUUACAGAAAAUUGUAUUAUUGGGAGUAUGUUUUAAUGAGAGAGGAGAUGAAUCAAGUGUGUGUGUGUGUGUGUGUGUGUGUGU
Anoplopoma fimbria (sablefish) is the source of this 1011-nucleotide messenger RNA. It is a transcript of the gene med19a, whose product is annotated as mediator complex subunit 19a. Gene Ontology annotation, molecular function: transcription factor binding; transcription coregulator activity. Bases 113 to 847 code for a protein of 244 amino acids. Gene Ontology annotation, cellular component: mediator complex. NCBI's taxonomy places the organism in Eukaryota, Metazoa, Chordata, Actinopteri, Perciformes, Anoplopomatidae. The record is from RefSeq and is a predicted model, not a curated record. The transcript is spliced from 6 exons. Gene Ontology annotation, biological process: positive regulation of transcription by RNA polymerase II.